AUAAUAUGAUUUAUAAACAUAUUUUGAACAGUAUUUGUCUUGUCACUGGCGUCCAUUGAAUCCUUCACUAAUCUCAGGCCAUGUAUGUGUGAAAUUGAUCCAGCUUUUUCUCUUCUCAGCCAAAUGACUGUCACUUCUGGCAAUCAACUAGUGGAGUGUCAAGAAUGUCAUAAUCUGUAUCAUCAGGAGUGUCACAAACCUCAGGUUACUGACAAGGAUGUCAAUGACCCACGGCUUGUGUGGUACUGUGCUCGAUGCACCAGGCAAAUGAAACGAAUGGCCCAAAAGACCCAGAAACCUCCACAGAAACCAGCUCCUGCUUUGGCAACAGCGGCACCUAUGUUGAAAGAUCCACUAGUGAAGAAAGCUGAACUAAAGCCCAAACCGGAAACAACAGGUUCAUUCCAGGCCUUUAAAAGAACGGAGGUGAAGGCGUCUGUGGCAUCAGGAAACUCUUCCAGCAGUAGCUCGUCUUUGCCCCCAGGCCUUACAGGAUGGGCCGCUUUUACCAAGACCUCAAAUGUAGGACCUUCCAGUACCAAGUUGAGCACCAGUCAGCCGGGUAGCAGUAAAUCAACCCCACCUCCCUCGGGCUCCAAACCUGUGGGACUCUCUGCGCUGGCCAAUGUUAAGCCCGGUCUGGCUACUAAACCUUCAGGAAGCAGCAGUGGAAGUGGUAAUGGAAACAACGGCUCUAGCACGGUACCCAUGAAACCACCCCCUCCACUCACACUUGGCAAGCAGGUGUUGAGCCGCUCAACGAGUGGAGAUAGCUUGGGGAAAAUGACUGUGACUGGAUCACAGUCACCUGGGGCAGCACCCUCUAGCAGCCUGGGAGGCAACGGUGGGUCAGGAGGCAAUGGAGGGGGCAAUGGGGGCAACAGUGGUGGCAAUAGCAGCAGCAGCAGCAACAACAACAGCAAUGGAGCAAAAGCCUCAGCUGAUGGCAAGACGCCCACUUCCCAGGAGUCUCAGCUCAAUGCUAUGAAACGGCUGCAGAUGGUGAAGAAGAAAGCAGCACAGAAGAAACUGAAGAAAUGAGGAAGAAAAAGCCAGACUAGUAUGUUAAAGAGCAAGUCAAAUCCUGUUUUUCAAAUCAAAUAUAAUUGAAUUUGAAUGUUACUGGUCUUUCAGAAACGGUUUGGUUUGAAGAUGUGCCUCAUUCUUUCUAAACCAGCCACUUUACUGAAAACAAGCUGCUCGUUUUAAUGAUG
Sinocyclocheilus grahami is the source of this 1214-nucleotide messenger RNA. It is a transcript of the gene ints12, whose product is annotated as integrator complex subunit 12. The coding region runs from base 85 to 1041 and encodes 318 amino acids. The transcript is spliced from 3 exons. Lineage: Eukaryota; Metazoa; Chordata; Actinopteri; Cypriniformes; Cyprinidae. The record is from RefSeq and is a predicted model, not a curated record. Gene Ontology annotation, biological process: snRNA 3'-end processing. Gene Ontology annotation, cellular component: integrator complex.